UUCAACUCCAGAAUGAAUUUAGUAAUUAUAUUAGUGUUGAUGUUAACCAUUUUGGUUUUAUACGGAGAAAUACGAAAAUGGAUUAUCAAAAGGAAGCUGGGAAGUUUUGAAUCACCGAAGCAAAUACCGAUUCUUGGUGUCGCUGGCCGUUUUAUCGGAAAAUCAAACGAUCAAAUCAUCGAUAUAGUACUUAAAAUCAUUAAAGAAGCUAAAUCGACACCAGUGCAUGCGUGGUUUGGGCCCAUUUUAGCCAUUGGAAUUUGUGAGCCGGAAGAUGUUCAAAUCAUAUUAUCAAGUGAUGGAUGCUUAAACAGGCCAUACUUUUACGACCAUUUUCACUACAAACUGUCCAUUAUUGCGACGGACAAAGAGAUUUGGAAACCGCAUCGUUGUGCAUUAAACUCAGCAUUCAAUAUGAAAGCGUUACAAAGUUACAUACCGCAUUUGAACGAUAAAUCGCGAAUUUUGCUCAAGCAAAUGGAACCAUUUCUGGAAGAACGCGGUGAUUUGUAUCGAACGAUUUUUAUUUGUAUGAUGGAUAUGAUUGCAAGAACAACAAUGGGCUCUGAGUUAAAUUUACAAAUAAAAGAACGAGGCGAAUCCUUGUAUAGAACCGUCAAAAUAAUCAUGAAUAGCGUGCAAUACCGCGUUGUUCGAUUUUGGCUAAGAUCGGAUUUCAUUUAUAAUUGGUCGAAAGUGGGUCGUGAUGAAAAACUUCCACUUCAAACUGGCAAUAGCCUCAUCGAAGAAAUGUAUAACAACAAAGUAGAUGAAUUAAACUUGCUGAAAUCGCAGGGAAUCGAUUUUUUAGAACAAGUUAAAUCCGAAAAUUCGGCAAAUUUCCUUGAAAAAUGUCUCAUUUUAGAACGAGAUGGUGUAUUCAACCAUGAAACGGUUUUGGACCAGUUAAGCGCAAUAGCUCUUGGUGGUUUCGAUACGUCAACGAGCACUGCAUUUAGUACCUUAUUAAUGUUGGCUAUGAAUCAGAAGCAUCAGGGCACGGUGUUAGAGGAGCUACGAUCGGUUUUUGAAACGGCCGACUGUGAUGUGACUCAAACUCAUUUGGCUGGUAUGCCAUACAUGGAACGUGUCAUUCGGGAAACGAUGAGAUUACUUCCUCCAACGCCACUCAUUGCACGACAAUCGUCUGCCGACAUCAAACUACCCAGAGGAACCGUUCCGAAAGAUGCAUUUGUUGUCAUUAAUAUCAUGCAAUUGCAUCGGAAUCCUAGAAUUUGGGGAGAAAAUGUCACUGAAUUUGAUCCAGAUCGAUUUUUACCAGAAAAUAUCGCCAAACGACCACCGUUCAGCUACAUCCCAUUUUCAGGCGGUGUGCGAAAUUGCAUCGCAACCAAAUACGCCAUGAUUUCAGCCAAAAUUACUCUGGCCCAUCUGUUGCGACGAUUCAAAUUCACUACUGACCUCAAAUUUGAAGAUAUUCGCGUGAAAACUCAUCUCAUUCUUGAAGUGACAAACGUAAAUCCGCUUCAAAUCGAAGAACGAAACUUUUAAAAGAAAUUAACCAACAUAUUAAGUUUAUGUAAAUUGAAAUGAACAAAAAUAAAAUUACACUUCAAAAGAACACCAAAAGUCGCAUUGUACUACGCAUUGUAAGGGAGAAUUCACUCAUUUGCGUCCUCCUUUGCAUAUUUAG
Molecule: messenger RNA, 1654 nt
Organism: Sitodiplosis mosellana (orange wheat blossom midge)
Lineage: Eukaryota; Metazoa; Arthropoda; Insecta; Diptera; Cecidomyiidae
Product: probable cytochrome P450 313a4
Exons: 1
Coding region: 13-1512 (499 amino acids)
Molecular function (GO): oxidoreductase activity, acting on paired donors, with incorporation or reduction of molecular oxygen; iron ion binding; heme binding
Source: RefSeq, a predicted model, not a curated record